Electrophorus electricus (electric eel) is the source of this 914-nucleotide messenger RNA. RefSeq lists its product as uncharacterized. NCBI's taxonomy places the organism in Eukaryota, Metazoa, Chordata, Actinopteri, Gymnotiformes, Gymnotidae. The record is from RefSeq and is a predicted model, not a curated record.
CCCACUGGUUAAACGCCUAAACGGGCAUCUCAUGGACAAGACCGGGGAACUGCCUUCUUUACUCACGGAGAUACUUUCACUGACACUUCUGAACGAAAUAUGGAGUCGGUGAAACGGAUUUAUGAUCCUUUGGUUCAGUUGAAGAACAUCUUUCAUCAUAGAUUAGCGGGACAUGGCAUGCGAUUAUUCAGUCCAAAGAUAUAAUAAAGCACGUUGUACAGCAGAGCGACAGCACAGCCCGAUCGUCCCCUCCCGUUGAAUGGAGACGUGCGAUUUUGCAACUUUUAAGCAAGCGUUAUUCCCUCGCGAGCUGUGUUGUGCGCGUCGCACCGGCGAGACAGAACACGGUGGACUGUUUGGGAGACUGCUGCCGAGUUUCCGCAAUGCCUUCCCUGCACCACGGUGCCAUAUUCAUCGGUGUUUUCCUAAUAGCCACCGGCGGCUCCACCGCAUUUCUGCCUUCCAGUCAAAACAGACUCCAGGCGUUCAGCCUGUGCUGCGUGGUACUGGGCGCCGUGAUGCUGAUACUGGGACUCUUCUGGGCCAUGAAGGGAAAGAGCAGUGCGGUUUCCUACAGUAACGAGUACACUCACGACUAUAAUCAUGCCCCUUUCAGCCCGCCGGCCGGAACCCAUUUCCCAGAGUCCCAGUCCGUCUUUCUUCACAGGACUUUGGACAGACAGAGGCGAGGUCUGUAUGGUGAAGAUUUCGAUUACCCUCCCAUGGAGUCCACAUGUUUCAGCCCGUCGGGUCGAGCGCAGCCCGUCCACUGGGAGAUGGAGCCGCCGCCCCCAUAUGAAGUGGCCAUCAAAACCACGUGCAGCUCCACGCACCUAAGACGCAGCUACUCGGACACACUGCUGUCCACCGAGCCUCUGUUCACUCGCUCCCGUGAGAUCAGCUUUGAGGUGUAA